CAGAGAGCUGUAAGACAAUGCCAUCCUCUAUCGCAUGGGGCCUCCUGCUGCUGGCCAGCCUAUGCUGCUUGCUCCCCGGCUGCCUGGCUGAAGACGUUCAGGAGGCUGCUGCUCCCCAGCAGGACCAGAAACACCCAGCCUUUCACAGGAUCACCCCAAACGUGGCCGACUUUACCUUCAGCCUGUACCGGGAACUGGCUAAGCAAUCCAACACCCACAAUAUCUUCUUCUCUCCUGUGAACAUUGCCGCAGCCUUGGCCAUGCUCUCCCUGGGCACAAAGGGCACUACCCACACAGAGAUCCUGGAGGGUCUGGCCUUCAACCUCACAGAGAUUACGGAGGCAGAUGUCCACGCAGGCUUCCAGAGCCUCCUCCACUCCCUCAACAGGCCCAGCAACCAGCUCGAGCUGACCACAGGCAGUGGUUUGUUCAUCACCGAGAACCUCAAGCUCCUGGAGCCAUUUUCAACGGAUGUGAAGAACCUGUACCAGUCAGAGGCCUUCACUGUUGACUUCACUGACCCUGAAGAAGCAAAGAAGCAGAUCAACAAAUAUGUGGAGAAGGGCACACAGGGGAAAAUUGUGGAUCUGGUGAAAGACCUGGACAAAGACACCGUGCUUGCCCUGGACUGGCAGUGCGUACUGUGCAGCAGGUAUCCAGACCCAAAGCUUGAGGUGGAUCAGGCUGGGGCCAAAGUCUUCCGGCUCCCAGACCAGGAGUUGUUGGCACGUUCCUGCCAGAGAAGAUUCUGGGUGAUCUCACAUAAAUCCACAGAGAAGUUCGUGGUGUUGGGGGUGGGGAUCUUGGCAGCCAUGCUGAGCAGGGUUGUAAUACGAACUGUUCCCCUGGCCUCUGCUGGUGGAGGGGAGGGUCAUAGGAAGUGUCGGGAACGUGGACUGUAG
Molecule: messenger RNA, 902 nt
Organism: Dipodomys ordii (Ord's kangaroo rat)
Lineage: Eukaryota; Metazoa; Chordata; Mammalia; Rodentia; Heteromyidae
Product: alpha-1-antiproteinase-like
Exons: 5
Coding region: 18-902 (294 amino acids)
Biological process (GO): negative regulation of endopeptidase activity
Molecular function (GO): serine-type endopeptidase inhibitor activity
Source: RefSeq, a predicted model, not a curated record